GCGACCGUCCUGGGAUGGAGGUCCUUGCUCAGUUGCUGUGGGAUGCGUCCUACACGCAACUCGAGUUAAGUGCACCGACAUCUCCAGCUCCACCUCCUGCUCCUGUGACGCCUCCUUCCCCCGUGGUGAGACGUUCCCCCCCCAGGCUGGUUGUGGUCGGCAAGGUUCCAGCUCCACCUCCUGCUCCUGUGACGCCUCCUUCCCCCGUGGUGAGACGUUCCCCCCCCAGGCUGGUUGUGGUCGGCGAGGUUCCAGCUCCGCGUCCUUCGGACCCUUUCGCUUGGACUGUUGUCCGUGGUGGCCAGAGGACGUCGCGCCAGGUCCAGAGGGUGAUGGCUCUCCACACAUCACUGGGAGGAUGGUUGACCAACAGUGAAGGAAUGAAAACAUUUUAA
Girardinichthys multiradiatus is the source of this 395-nucleotide messenger RNA. RefSeq names its product proline-rich receptor-like protein kinase PERK9. NCBI's taxonomy places the organism in Eukaryota, Metazoa, Chordata, Actinopteri, Cyprinodontiformes, Goodeidae. The transcript has 3 exons. Bases 15 to 395 code for a protein of 126 amino acids. The record is from RefSeq and is a predicted model, not a curated record.